Macadamia integrifolia is the source of this 522-nucleotide messenger RNA. Its product is annotated as UPF0481 protein At3g47200-like. The transcript has a single exon. The record is from RefSeq and is a predicted model, not a curated record. Lineage: Eukaryota; Viridiplantae; Streptophyta; Magnoliopsida; Proteales; Proteaceae. The coding region runs from base 1 to 522 and encodes 173 amino acids.
AUGGUGGUGAUGGAUGGUUGCUUUAUACUUCAGCUCCUCAAGACCAUGGCAUAUGGGGAGAAGAAUCAUUUCGUAUCAAAUUUGUCAUGGUAUUUCAAAAUUUUGGCUGACCUAAUUAAGCUUGAAAAUCAGAUUCCCUUCUUUGUUCUUGAGCAUUUAUAUGGCUUAAUCUUUGAUCGUAAGGAGCUGUCCUUCAAUCAUUUUAUCUAUGCGAGAUUCUUAGUGUAUUUUGCAUAUGGGCUCCAAAGUUCUGAACGAUUAAAAUCAUUACCAAUGCCAGAGGGCGGAGUAAAGCAUUUUCUUGAUCUCUUACGAUAUGUUCUCGUUCCAUCGGCUCCGAGGAAAUCUGGUGGAAGAUUUUUGCCGCUUACAUGUUGUGCGUCAGAACUUAAGAGUGUUGGAGUCAAGUUUGAGAAGAAGAAGGAGUCUGACUCUACAAAGACAUAUUUAUUUGACAUAGACUUCAACAAGGACAAGGGAGUAUUGAGAAUCCCAACUAUUGUGAUCCAUAACUAUACAUAA